Molecule: messenger RNA, 1494 nt
Organism: Balaenoptera acutorostrata (minke whale)
Lineage: Eukaryota; Metazoa; Chordata; Mammalia; Artiodactyla; Balaenopteridae
Gene: CDSN
Product: corneodesmosin
Exons: 2
Coding region: 1-1494 (497 amino acids)
Biological process (GO): cell-cell adhesion; skin morphogenesis
Molecular function (GO): protein homodimerization activity
Source: RefSeq, a predicted model, not a curated record
AUGGGCUCUUCGCGAGCAUCCUGGAUAGGGCGUGUGGGAGGGCAAGGGAUGUUGGCAUUGCUGCUGGCCGGUCUCCUCCUGCGAGGGACCUUGGCCAAGAGCAUUGGGACCUUCUCAGACCCCUGCAAGGACCACACGAGUACCACCUCCCCCAGUGACCCCUGUCUCCUGGGGAAGGGGGGCUCCAGCAGCUUCAGUAGCCAAAGUGGCUCCAGCAGUUCCAGCAGUUUUCUUUCGAGUUCCAGUGGCUCCAGUGGCGGCUCUAGUGGCUCCCGUGGUGGCUCCAGUGGUGGCUCCAGUGGCUCCAGUGGUGGCUCCAGCGGAUCCAUUGCUACCCAUGGUCGUUCUUCAGGAUUUUCGUUAUUUAAGCCAGGAACGGGGUAUUCCCAGAUAAGCUACUCCUCGGGAUCUAGCUCUGGUCUACAGGGUGCAACUAGCUCCUCCCAGUCAGGAAGCACCAGCUCCCAGUCUGGAGGAGGCUCGAGCUCUUCUGUUUCCCAAACCUCCUCGAUGUCCAGCAGCAGUGGCCAGAAGGUCAACGCCAAGCUGCACCCCUGUAGUUCCAACAUCCCUGACUCUCCCUGCAGUGGGGGACCCAUCGUCUCGCACUCUGGCUCCUACAUCUCCAGCUCCCAUUCUGUGUCUGGUGGUAAAAUGCCUGUAGUGGUGGUAGUGGAGCAGCAUGGCUCUGGUGGCCCCAGAGUGGGUCAAAGCGUCCCCUGUAGCAAUGGUGGCCUUCCAGGCAAGCCCUGCCCCCCCAUCGCCUCUGUAGACAAAUAUGGCAGCUAUGAGGUGGUGGGUGGCUCCUCUGACAGUUAUCUGGUCCCAGGCAUGACCUACAUCAGGGGCAAAAUCUACCCGGUGGGCCACUUCAUCAAAGAGCACCCCAUCAAAGGCUCUCCAAGGGUUCCCUCCUUUGCAGCCGGGGCCCCCAUCUCUGAGGGCAAAUACUUCUCCAGCAACCCCAUCAUCCCCAGCCACAGCUCUUCUAGUUCCAACAUCUACCAGUCGGGAGCUUCCUCGGCCAUUGUGUUCCAGCCGGUGGGCUCUGGUGGAGUCCCGCCCUAUGGCGUUGGCUCCAAGGGCUCUAAGGAGCCCUGCUCCCUCUCCAGCUCUGGAGUCCACAGCAGUUCUAGCCUUUCCAGCAGUUCUGGUUCAUCUUUCCAUCCCUGUGGUGGUGUUUCCCAGAGGCUCAGCUCCUCACCAGGCACUGGCUCCUUCAGUGGCAGCUCCAGCUCCCAAUCCCAUGGUGAAAUCAUCCUUCAACCCUGUGGCAGCAAGUCCAGCUCUUCUGGUCACUCUUGCAUUUCUGUCUCCUCCUCAACAUUGAGUAGGGGUGCAGGUGGCUCUUCCCAACAUGACCCCUCAGCUGGUGCCAAGCCCUGUGGCUUUGGCGGCUCUGGAACUAUCCCCUGCCACUCCAUCCGGGACAUCCUAACCCAAGUGAAGCCCCUGGGCCCCCAGCUAGCUGACCCUGAAGUUUUCCUGCCCUAG